CACCCACUAGAAGUCCUAAUACAUCAGCCAGCAUGUCCUCAUUGGGGACUCUCGCGUUCGACGAGUAUGGGAGACCCUUCAUCAUCAUUAAAGACCAGGACACGAAGACGCGGUUAUCUGGGAUUGACGCGUUGAAGUCUCAUAUUAUGGCAGCCAAAGCUGUGGCGUCAACACUUAAAACAUCACUGGGACCUAAUGGUCUUGACAAGAUGAUGGUUGACAGGGAUGGAGAGGUGACUGUCACUAACGAUGGAGCCACUAUUCUCUCCAUGAUGGACCUGGACCACCAGGUUGCCAAGCUUAUGGUGGAGCUGUCCAAGUCACAGGAUGAUGAGAUUGGUGAUGGAACCACUGGAGUUGUUGUUCUAGCUGGGGCUCUGCUUGAGCAGGCCGAGCAACUGCUGGACCGUGGGAUCCACCCCAUCAGGAUCUCUGACGGUUACGACCAGGCCGCACGCUUCGCUAUCGAGCAGUUGGACAAAAUUGCAGAAAUUCUACCCUGUGACCCCAACAACACAGAACCUCUCAUUGAGACCGCCAUGACAACGCUGGGAUCCAAAAUCAUCAACCGUUGCCACAGACAGAUGGCUGAGAUUGCAGUGAACGCCGUCCUCACCGUGGCAGAUAUGGAGAGGAAGGACGUCGACUUUGAGCUCAUCAAGAUGGAGGGAAAAGUUGGAGGGAAGCUGGAGGACACACAGCUCGUCAAGGGAGUCAUCGUUGACAAGGAGUUCAGCCACCCUCAGAUGCCUAAGGUUCUGAAAGAUGUCAAAAUCGCUAUCCUUACCUGCCCAUUUGAGCCCCCUAAGCCCAAGACCAAGCAUAAGUUGGAUGUGACCUCUGUGGAAGACUACAAAGCCCUUCAGAAGUAUGAAAAGGAGAAGUUUGAAGAGAUGAUCCAUCAGGUCAAAAGUAACGGCGCUAACUUGGCAAUUUGCCAGUGGGGCUUUGAUGAUGAAGCCAACCAUCUCCUGCUGCAGAACGAGUUGCCGGCUGUGCGCUGGGUUGGAGGGCCUGAGAUUGAGUUGAUUGCCAUUGCCACAGGAGGGCGCAUCGUGCCGAGGUUCAGUGAGCUGACUCCAGAGAAGCUCGGCUCGGCUGGCAUAGUAAAGGAGAUCUCCUUCGGCACCACAAAGGAUCACAUGUUGGUCAUCCAGGAGUGCAAAAACACCAGGGCCGUUACCAUUUUCAUCCGUGGAGGCAACAAAAUGAUAAUUGAAGAGGCUAAGCGCGCUCUCCAUGAUGCUCUGUGUGUCAUUCGCAAUCUGGUAAAAGACAACCGUGUGGUGUAUGGAGGAGGAGCUUCAGAGAUUUCAUGUGCUCUUGCUGUCAACCAGGCCGCAGAUAGGUGCCCAUCAUUGGAACAGUAUGCUAUGAGGUCAUUUGCCGAUGCUCUGGAGGUUAUCCCAAUGGCUCUGGCUGAGAACAGCGGGCUGAACCCAAUCCAGACCAUGACAGAGAUCAGAGCCAAACAGGUCAAAGAGAACAACCCUUACUUGGGCGUCGACUGUCUUAACAACAACACCAAUGACAUGAAGCAGCAACACGUUGUCGAGACUCUGAUUGGCAAGAAGCAGCAGAUCCUACUCGCCACUCAAGUAGUGAAGAUGAUCCUAAAGAUUGACGACAUUCGAAGCCCAGGAGAGAGCGAGGACUGAAGGCCUCAUGGAGCAUGUUAAUGUUUCUGAGCUGCUCUAGAGGUUGUAGGCACUUCCCCGAGCACCAUUUACAACCCGCACUGCAUAUUGCUAUUUAUCAUUUGAUACAAAAUGUUCAAGCUGUUGACGUAUCAUAGUCUCCAUUAAAAUGUUGGUCCGUAGAAACUUUCA
This is a messenger RNA of Labrus bergylta (ballan wrasse), 1829 nucleotides long. RefSeq names its product chaperonin containing TCP1, subunit 5 (epsilon) (gene cct5). Gene Ontology annotation, molecular function: ATP-dependent protein folding chaperone; ATP hydrolysis activity; ATP binding. Gene Ontology annotation, cellular component: chaperonin-containing T-complex. Lineage: Eukaryota; Metazoa; Chordata; Actinopteri; Labriformes; Labridae. The record is from RefSeq and is a predicted model, not a curated record. Gene Ontology annotation, biological process: protein folding.